UAUUUACAUAUACACAUAAUACUACACAUGUCGCUAAUACGAAUUCAUUUAGAAAAAUUAUGCCGUUCCUGCGGUUGCGAGGAGCAGUACUCAUUUUAAGCCGUACACAUCAUCAACUAAGUGAAGCAUUCGCGAUGCUAAAAUAAAAUAAAUUUUCUGUGGCCCACUCACAAAUAAACAACUUAAAUUAAAUAUGUGUAAUUAGUAUCCUGUUUAUAAAAUUAUUGGUAGUGAAUAGUGACUUCAGUAGUUAUACUCUACAUAACUAUUAUAAAAUGAACGUACGUCAACAUAUUCACAUCAGUGUUUUACAACGAUUUGCGUUAACAACAUUAAUUGGCAAGCUGAUUAUGUACAACUUAAAAUAGCAAAGCUGAUUGCACAUAAAAAAGAAAGCUGCUCAGUGAAACAAUCACGAUCCAUUUCAUUCAUACAUAGAUAGUACAUAUGUAGAUUAACAACAAAUACAUGCAGCAUGGGUGCGAAUUCAUCGAGCAGAUCGGACGCACAUCUGCUGAACGAUGACGAUGUCAAUUUUGAUCAUUUUCAAAUAUUACGUGCUAUUGGCAAGGGCAGCUUUGGCAAGGUAAGUGUUGAGAUUACAUUUAAUAUAUUUACUCAUGCAAAAAGUUAUCGAAACGUAUCGCUAGAGUAAUCAGUGUUGUGAAAAUGGAAAAAUCCCAAAGGAUGUUCAUUGUUAUAUUGAAUGUUCAAAUAAUGCAAUGUAUUUGGCGAAAAAAUUCCAAAUUUUGCGCGUAAAAUUAUAAAUAGAUGUUGAGGACUUAUAUAAACUCGAUAGCAUCCUCGAAUUUCAUUCUUUCAUCUUUAUCAGCUUAAAAAAUUACCUAUUGGUCCUUGUGAAUCCAAAAACUUUUAAUUUUUUUUA
Molecule: messenger RNA, 886 nt
Organism: Rhagoletis zephyria (snowberry fruit fly)
Lineage: Eukaryota; Metazoa; Arthropoda; Insecta; Diptera; Tephritidae
Product: serine/threonine-protein kinase 32A-like
Source: RefSeq, a predicted model, not a curated record